GCCGUGCUCAGGCUACUCCCUGUCUAGCAACGCACCUCUUACCAUCUAUGUAAAUCUAACACUGUUUUUUAUUUAUAUCGUCAUUCCGUAAAAAGUGCCCAACAAAUACUCAAAAAAAAUAAUAAACACUAUACACAUAAUCUUUUUUCCGUGUGUUCUGUGCCAGUUUAUGUCUUGUUUCUGUCUUCAUUGAUUUUUUCUCGAUUUUUUGCCGAUUGAUUUCGAUUUCUGAAAAGCGCCCGAAUCCGAAAUGGCAACAUCGCGGAACAAGAAAUCCGAAACGAUUCCUCUAAAUUUCGAAAACAUGGAAGACGAAGCCCGCUUGGAUCGCACGGCCUUGGGCUAAGUUGUCACGCCGACCUUCAGGCUGAUAUUUCUACUACACUACGAAAUGGGCCCUUUAGGAUGUCAUGAUAAUUUUCCGUCGUCCUUUUCAAUCCUUAUUCCAUAUUUUUUUUAGAAAAUUUAAUCUGAAUGUGUUCACUAUAAGGCACAGCAAAAAGCAAUAUUUAAAAUUAUAUCUAAAAGACAAUAUUUAACAUGUUUAGUAUAUAGCGCCGAAUUGUUAAAUGUUUAAUUGUUUGUAAGUAAAUUUUAUAUUUAAAACACAUUAUAUAUUUUGUAGUAUUUUUAGAACAUGUUGAAGCUAUUACCGACCUAUCCAUACAUUACAAUGAAACAAAAACGAAACAUAAAAUUUACAAAAAUUAAAUUAAAAACAACCACAACAAGCAAUCCUAGAUCAAUUUAACAAUCAUUUGUUGUAAUUUUUGUACAUAUUAAACAAAACAAUAAUAAUCAAAUGAAUUGAAUUAGUACAAACAUGUUUAUUACGCACAAACAAAUCAAAAAAAUAAAUUAACAUUGCUGGAAUCUGAGCUUAAUGUACACCUCGUCUUAAUUUGUUAUUCUGCUACAAUAUUUACAAAACCGACCGAACGAAAAAUAGAGCAUGUACGCGGCAGCAGGGGGCGCUUCCCUGGCGUCCCGCCAGGCGCGCCAGAAGCAGCGCCAAAACAAAAAGCAGCAGGCCUUGAAGAACGCGAACCUGACUCCCAAGCCGCAGCAGGCGAAGAACUUCCAGAACUACACGGACCCGGCCGUGCCGAGGCUGUCUCGCGUGGAGAGGGGGGCGCUGCGGCCGCCUCAGCCCCACGAGAGGCGGCACAGCACCUCCAACUACCACCUGAAAGAGCCGGGGCGCGCCCGCAUCCGCGAGAGCCCCUCCAUCUCCAUCCCCGUCGUUCCCAACCACCAACCCGCGCCCCUCACCCCCUGCGCCCUGGUGCAGCAGCACCACCACCACCACCACGGCCACAUGCACCCGGCGCACUCCACGGCCACCUUGCAUCACCCGGCGCAGAGCCAGCUGCCGCAGAUUUUCAUACCGGAGGACAGCAAGCUGGAGAGGAGAUGCAGCUUCGUCAGGCAGGUGGAGGAGAUGGAGAAGCCGCAGCCCGGCGACGUGCUCGACAGGUGCAACCACAUCUGCAACUUCGAAAUCAACGACAAGCAAUGGGAGAAUCAGAAUUUUUACACGGAGUACGAUAGGGACCCCUUCGGCAGCCUAGAGUAUCCAUUUUCCGAGUGUUCUCAAGGACGCGCAGCAUGGCAGGAGAGAGAGAGAGGCAGACGCUGUUCUCUCUCGGAAGAAGCGCGGCAACACCGCAUAAAACAAACCGAGGCUCAUCACCGAUGGAUGAAGAGGAACAGGAUACACGAUGCGUCGUACGGGGGGGAAGAGGAGGACUUCUUCGACGUGUACCACCAGAGCGCGGCCGCCAACGCGCUGCUCUACGUCGGCCUGGGCGCCAUCGCGAUAGGCAGCAUCAUCUUCUUCGUGGGCACCGGCGAGAAGGGCUUCAAGACGCUCGAGCUGCGCCUCAUCGGGCCGGCGAUGGUCUCGUGCGGGCUGCUGUGCUGCGUGGUGCGCAUCCUGCUGUGCGCGUGCCCCUCCACCUGCCUGCGCAGGCGCAAAAACCCCGCGGGGCGCGGCGAGGACCCCGCCGCCCUCCACCCGCUCGCGAACAAGUGCCGUCGCGAGAGCGCGCGCGACCAUCGGACAAUGUCGACGGACUAUCCGCCGAUGGGCGGGGACGAUAAGGUUUUGUUGCACAAACAGAAGAAAAAAGUGUCUAUAGUGCCGCCCAAUCACUCGCUGCCCAGCACCAGCACCCAAGAGUUCAAGGAGCUGCCGCACGUGGUCGCCACCGCGCCAGAGGACAACGUCAGAAAAAUCAGCAUACCGCAGAUAAACCUUCCGGACGUCGAGGAGGCCAAGACCUCGCGGGAAGACUCGAUCAUCGAGCUGCAGAGCCUCGACCUCGCCUACGAGAUCGAGUCGGUGUCGUCGGCGUCGUCGUCGUCGUCGGGCGACGACGGCACGCCGACCCUCGAGCCGACGAAGAAACACGCGCGCGCCCGACAACCGGCCAACAACGGCAACAGCGUCGGCAACGGCGACGACGUGGAAACCACGACGCUCAGCGUCGUCAUCGAACGCAACGACAACAGCGAAUCCAGCGACGACAAAAAGUCGGAGGUGGGGGGUUCGCUGGCGCCGCCGCCGCCAUCUGGCGACAGAAAAACUCACAGCGGCAUCGUGCUCAGCCCGUUGCAACUGGGACAAUAAUCGAUGUUUAACUCUUAGGUUUGUAUAUGUGGUUCUUCAAGAUCCAAACCAAUUUUUACGGUACCAAUAAGUUUCGUGUUUGUUCUUAUCAUGGAACACAAUAAAAAAACAUGGAACAAACCCAUAAGCUAGAUGGCGCUUCCUGUUUUGACACAUUUUAUUAUCAACAGUUGGUAAUGGGUCUUUCCUUCUCAAACCGACCAGCCAAAAAGGGGUUCAUCAUUAUUUUUCAACGAAUUUUUUUACAGUUUUUUUUAAUUGUAUGUAAAUGUUUACUGCAUACAAAUAAGUAUAUAAAAAAUUAAGUGAAUUCACACAUUUUUUUUUAAAUUGUUUUUUCUAAAAAAGGCAAAUUCUUUAGAAAAGACAAAUUAAAAAAAAAAUUCCAUUUGAGAAGGAAAGGCCUUCAUACAAUUACAUCUUAACGUUUAAAUACUAAUAACAUACAUAACAAUAACUAAUAAGGAGGUAAAAUAAACUGAUAUCAAUCAAAUUGUGUGUUAUGUGAAGGUAUUAUUAAAUCCAAUUUGUUUUUUAUGUAGAAGAAUUCUUAACUCUUAAGAAGAGUAAAAAUUUUGACAUAUUUUUUUAUCAUAAUAUGGCAGCCUACUGCUGUGCAUAAAUUUACUUGACCAAUGGUUGUGAAACAUGCUAUAAAAAUCGCCGUAAACAUUCGAUUGGAUCCCGAAGAUAAUCGAAUAAAAAACUGUUAGUACCUAUAUGGAAUUGAUUAUAAUAAAUGUGCAGAAUGUUCUUCUAUUCCGAUAAAAAUGUACUGAUAAGGAAAAGUCGAACACUCGUCCAAAAGGGCUCCUCAAAAUGCCGCAACAUCCUGUAGCGCAAGUAUAGUGCAUUCAUGUAUUGGAAAAGUUUUCAUUCUUUGAUAUCGGUGAAAUCUUACUGAAUUGAGCUUGAGGGGUUCUUGCAAAGAAUAGGAAUUAUAUAAAUAUGCAUUUUAUUUUGCGGUAAAGCAAUUUUUGCAACGCGAAUGUGUGUAAAGUAAUAUUUGCUAUAAAAAUUGUAACCUAGGGUGCCUGUGAAAUCUUUUUAUCCCUUAAUUAUUUAAUUAUGCUUUAUUAAUUUCUGUUAUUCUAUUUGUAGUUUUAAUAAUUAUUAUUAUACUUGGUAAAGGUAAAAUUACGACAAAUUUUAAGAUUUGUUAAAUAUUUUGCAACAUUCACAAAGCAAUAUAUAGCUGGCCUAAACGUUUAUUUUUAAAAUGACAAUAGGGAAAAUAUGUAUAAUAAAUUGUUUGUUUAUUUAUUCUACAUAAGUAUGCAACUUUUGCCCACAACAAUCAAGUUUUGUAUUUUUUAAUAUUUUCGCAAAACUAUAUUAUAAAAAAGUGCUUCAAAUAACACACUAAAUGUACCAUUAUGAAAAAUUAUUUCUCCAAUAUUUUUUGAAAAGCACAUACAAACUUCUCUUAAAUUAUAAAUUAAAUUUGGUAUUUACUUUUUAAAAAAUUGCCAUUAUUAUACAACCUAUAUAUAUAUAUAUAUAUAUAAAAAUGUACAAUAUAUACUUGCUAUUGUAACAUAGAAAAGAUAAAAAUGUACUUCAAUGUCACAUAACUUUACCAUACCUACUUAGGCUAAGUACAUAGGUACCAAAACAUUCCAGUUACCUGGUAUCAACAAGCUGUUACAUGAUAUAAUUGUUUCAUAUAAUUUUCGUUUUAUACAUACGUGUGGAAAGAGUUAUAUUUACGUUAUAGAGCCGUGAAAAAUAUAUUAUAAAUACAUAAUGGUUACAUAUCGACUAUAAUAAAGAAAUGCC
Brassicogethes aeneus is the source of this 4411-nucleotide messenger RNA. The record is from the annotation of a GenBank genome assembly. Lineage: Eukaryota; Metazoa; Arthropoda; Insecta; Coleoptera; Nitidulidae.